Lagenorhynchus albirostris (white-beaked dolphin) is the source of this 5473-nucleotide messenger RNA. It is a transcript of the gene MAP3K4, whose product is annotated as mitogen-activated protein kinase kinase kinase 4. Bases 132 to 4946 code for a protein of 1604 amino acids. The transcript has 27 exons. Gene Ontology annotation, molecular function: ATP binding; protein kinase activity. Lineage: Eukaryota; Metazoa; Chordata; Mammalia; Artiodactyla; Delphinidae. Gene Ontology annotation, biological process: positive regulation of stress-activated MAPK cascade; protein phosphorylation; MAPK cascade. The record is from RefSeq and is a predicted model, not a curated record.
GGCGCGAGCGGCUCCUGCGGCGGGCUAGAGGCGGAGGCGGAGCCGAGUCACUCCUGCACUCCGGGGCUCCGGUCCCCCGCGCCAGGCUGCAGCUUACUGCCCGCCGCGGCCAUGCGGGGCUCCGUGCACGGAUGAGAGAAGCCGCCGCCGCCGCCGAGCUGGUCCCGCCGCCCGCCUUCGCCGUCACUCCCGCCGCCGCCAUGGAGGAGCCGCCGCCGCCGCCGCCGCCGGAACCCGAACCCGAGCCGGAGCGCUGCCGGGCGGCGAGACAAGAGUGCGCAUUGGGAGAUUCAGCUUGUAAGAAUUCUGAGUCUGAUCCUGAGGACUUUUCAGAUGAAACAAAUACAGAGAACCUUUACGGUCCCUCUCCCCCCAGCACGCCUCGGCAGAGGAAGCGUCUGUCAACCAAACACCAGAGGAAUAAUGUAGGGCGGCCCACCAGUCGAGCUAAUGUGAAAGAAAAAAUGAAUGCACCAAACCAACCUUCACAUAAAGACACUGGAAAAACUGUGGAGAAUGUGGAAGAAUACAGCUAUAAGCAGGAGAAAAAGGUCCGAGCAGCUCUUAGAACGACGGAGCCGGAUCAUAAGAAGAACGUGCAGUGCUCGUUCAUGUUGGACCCAGUGGGUGGGUCUUUGCCCAAAAAAUCAAUUCCAGAUGUGGAUCUCAAUAAGCCUUACCUCAGUCUUGGCUGCAGCAAUGCUAAGCUUCCGGUGUCUGUGCCCAUGCCAAUAGCCAGAACUGCACGCCAGACUUCUAGGACUGACUGUCCAGCAGAUCGCUUAAAAUUUUUUGAAACUCUACGACUUCUACUAAAGCUUACCUCAGUCUCAAAGAAGAAGGACAGGGAGCAAAGAGGACAGGAAAAUACAUCUGCUUUCUGGUUUAACCGAUCUAAUGAACUGAUCUGGUUAGAGCUACAAGCCUGGCAUGCAGGACGGACCAUUAACGACCAGGACCUCUUUUUAUAUACAGCCCGUCAAGCCAUCCCAGAUAUUAUCAAUGAAAUCCUUACUUUCAAAGUUAAUUAUGGGAGCUUUGCCUUUGUUAGAAAUGGAGCUAGUUUUAAUGGCACUUUGGUAGAAGGGCAGUGCAGAGCCCCUCAUGGGACAAAGGUUGUGGGUUACCCAACAUAUCAUGAGCACCUCCAACGCCAGAGGGUGUCAUUUGAGCAGGUCAAACGGAUAAUGGAGCUGCUGGAGUACAUAGAGGCACUUUAUCCAUCGUUGCAGGCUCUUCAAAAGGACUAUGAAAAAUACGCUGCAAAAGACUUCCAGGACAGGGUGCAGGCACUCUGUUUGUGGUUAAACAUCACAAAAGACUUAAAUCAGAAAUUAAGGAUUAUGGGCACUGUUUUGGGCAUCAAGAAUUUAUCCGACAUUGGCUGGCCAGUGUUUGAAAUCCCUUCCCCACGACCAUCCAAAGGCAAUGAGCCCGAAGAUGAGGGUGAGGACACAGAAAGAGAAUUGAAAGAGUUGGAAAGCAGUACGGACGAGAGUGAAGGAGAACAGAUCUCUGAUCCAAGGGUACCAGAAACCAGGCAGCCCACUGACAACAGUUUCAACAUCCAGUCACCGGAUUGCGUAACUAAGAAGCUCGAGAGGCUUGAAUCUGAGGACGAUUCUGUUGGCUGGGGAACACCAGACUGCAGCACAGAAGCAGGCUUUAGUAGACAUUGUCUGACUUCUAUUUAUAGACCAUUUGUAGACAAAGCACUGAAGCAGAUGGGGUUAAGAAAGUUAAUUUUAAGACUUCACAAGCUGAUGGAUGGUUCCUUGCAAAGGGCACGUAUAGCACUGGUAAAGAGUGACCGUCCAGUGGAGUUUUCUGAAUUUCCGGAUCCCAUGUGGGGUUCUGAUUACGUGCAGCUGUCCAGGACGCCGCCUUCCUCAGAGCAGAAAUGCAGCGCUGUCUCGUGGGAUGAGCUGAAGUCCAUGGAUUUACCCUCAUUCGAACCUGCCUUCCUGGUCCUCUGUCGAGUCCUUCUGAAUGUCAUACACGAAUGUCUCAAGUUAAGGUUGGAACAGAGACCUGCUGGAGAACCAUCUCUCUUGAGUAUUAAGCAGCUGGUGAGAGAGUGUAAGGAGGUGCUAAAGGGCGGCCUUCUGAUGAAGCAGUACUACCAGUUCAUGCUGCACGAGGUCCUGGACCACCUGGAGGAGACCGACUGCAACAUCGAUGCCUUCGAGGAGGAUCUGCACAAAAUGCUGAUGGUAUAUUUUGAUUACAUGAGAAGCUGGAUCCAAAUGCUACAGCAAUUACCUCAGGCAUCUCAUAGUUUAAAGAAUCUGUUAGAAGAAGAAUGGAAUUUCACCAAAGAAAUAAUCCAUUACAUCCGGGGAGGAGAAGCACAGGCUGGAAAACUUUUCUGUGACAUUGCAGGAAUGCUGCUGAAAUCUACAGGAAGUUUUCUAGAAUCUGGCUUACAGGAGAGCUGUGCAGAGUUUUGGACCAGUGCCGAUGAUAGUAGUGCUUCAGAUGAAAUAAGGAGAUCUGUUAUAGAGAUCAGUCGAGCACUGAAGGAGCUCUUUCACGAGGCUAGAGAAAGAGCCUCCAAAGCACUUGGAUUUGCUAAAAUGCUGAGAAAGGACCUGGAAAUAGCUGCAGAGUUCAUACUUUCAGCCCCAGUUAGAGACCUUCUGGAUGUCCUGAAAUCAAAACAGUACGUUAAGGUACAAAUUCCUGGCUUAGAAAACUUGCAGGUGUUUGUUCCAGACACCCUUGCUGAGGAGAAGAGUAUUAUUUUGCAGUUACUCAAUGCAGCCGCAGGAAAGGACUGCUCGAAAGACUCAUACGAACUACUAAUUGACGCCUAUCUGCUUCUAACGAAACAUAGUGACCGCACUCAGGACUCAGAUGGCAGCUGGGCCACGUGGGAGGCACAGCCUGUCAAAAUUGUGCCUCAGGUGGAGACUGUCGAUACCUUGAGAAGCAUGCAGGUGGAUAAUCUUUUACUAGUUGUCAUGGAGUCUGCGCAUCUCAUAAUUCAUAGAAAAACUUUCCAGCAGUCCACUGAAGGACUCAUGACUCUACGCCAGGAGCAGACAUCCAGUCAGCCCGUCAUCGCCAGAGCUUUGCAGCAGCUGAAGAAUGAUGCAUUAGAGCUUUGCAACAGAAUAAGUGAUGCCAUUGACCGAGUGGACCACAUGUUCACUUCAGAAUUUGACGCUGAAGUUGAUGAAUCUGAAUCUGCCACGUUGCAGCAGUAUUAUCGAGAAGCCAUGAUUCAAGGGUACAAUUUUGGGUUUGAGUAUCAUAAAGAAGUCGUUCGUUUGAUGUCUGGCGAGUUUAGACAGAAGAUAGGAGACAAGUAUAUAAGCUUUGCCCGGAAAUGGAUGAAUUACGUCCUGACUAAAUGUGAGAGUGGUAGAGGGACAAGACCCAGGUGGGCAACUCAAGGUUUUGACUUCCUGCAAGCCAUUGAACCUGCUUUCAUUUCAGCUUUACCAGAAGAUGACUUCCUGAGUUUACAAGCCCUGAUGAAUGAAUGCAUCGGCCAUGUAAUAGGAAAGCCACACAGUCCUAUUACAGGUUUGUACCUUGCCAUUCAUCGGAACAGCCCCCGUCCUGUGAAGGUACCGCGGUGCCAUAGCGACCCUCCUAACCCGCAUCUGAUCAUCCCAACUCCAGAGGGAUUCAGCACCCGGAGCGUGCCUGCGGACACGCGGAGCCUCAGCAGCCCCGCCGCCGCCGCCGCCGCCGCCGCCGCCGCCGCCGCCGCCAGCGGCCGCCCCGGCCCCUCCGGCAGCGACUCUGCGCCGCCCAAACCCAUCAGCAGUGCCCAUGAGACCAGGGGUUCCAGCGUCCCUGAGAAUGAUCGAUUGGCUUCCAUAGCGGCCGAAUUGCAGUUUAGGUCCCUGAGUCGUCACUCGAGCCCCACCGAGGAGCGAGAUGAACCAGCAUAUCCAAAAGGUGAUUCAAGUGGGUCAACUCGAAGAAGUUGGGAACUUCGGACACUUAUCAGUCAGACUAAGGAUACUGCUUCUAGGCAAGGACCCAUAGAAGCUAUUCAGAAGUCAGUCCGACUGUUUGAAGAAAAGAGAUAUCGAGAAAUGAGGAGAAAGAAUAUCAUUGGUCAAGUUUGUGAUACCCCUAAGUCUUAUGACAAUGUUAUGCACGUUGGCUUGAGGAAGGUGACCUUUAAGUGGCAAAGAGGAAACAAAAUUGGGGAAGGGCAGUAUGGGAAGGUCUAUACCUGUAUCAACGUGGACACCGGUGAACUGAUGGCCAUGAAGGAGAUUCGCUUUCAACCUAAUGACCACAAAACUAUCAAGGAAACGGCAGACGAACUGAAAAUCUUCGAAGGCAUCAAGCACCCCAAUCUGGUUCGGUAUUUUGGUGUGGAGCUGCAUAGGGAAGAAAUGUACAUCUUCAUGGAGUACUGUGACGAGGGUACCUUAGAGGAGGUGUCGAGGCUGGGACUUCAGGAGCAUGUCAUCAGGCUGUAUUCUAAGCAGAUCACCGUUGCAAUCAAUGUCCUCCAUGAGCAUGGCAUAGUUCACCGUGACGUUAAAGGUGCCAACAUCUUCCUUACCUCAUCUGGACUAAUCAAGCUGGGAGAUUUUGGAUGUUCAGUAAAGCUUAAAAACAAUGCUCAGACCAUGCCUGGUGAGGUGAAUAGCACGCUGGGGACAGCAGCAUACAUGGCCCCAGAAGUCAUCACUCGCGCCAAAGGAGAAGGCCACGGGCGUGCGGCCGACAUCUGGAGUCUGGGGUGUGUCGUCAUAGAGAUGGUGACUGGCAAGAGACCUUGGCAUGAAUAUGAGCACAACUUUCAGAUUAUGUACAAAGUGGGAAUGGGGCAUAAGCCACCAAUCCCUGAAAGAUUAAGCCCAGAAGGAAAGGACUUCCUUUCUCACUGCCUAGAAAGCGAGCCCAGGAUGAGGUGGACGGCCAGCCAGCUCCUCGACCAUUCCUUCGUCAAGGUUUGCACAGAUGAAGAAUGAAGCUAACCAGUCUGUGGCCUAGUAGUGUGUGUACUCGGAAAAUUCUCUUAAUCACUACUGUAUGUAAUAUUUACAUAAAGACUGUGCUGAGAAGCAGUAUAAGCCUUUUUAACCUUCCAAGACUGAAGACUGCACAGGUGACAAGCGUCACUUCUCCUGCUGCUCCUGUUUGUUCGACGUGGCACGGGGCCCUCCUGAGUGAUGGUGUCCACGAGGUAAAGAAGCUGCAUGUUAAGUGCCAUUACUACUGUACACGGACCAUCACCUCCGUCACCUCCGUUUCUCGGGUAACUGAGAACCGUGACAUCAGUGUAGUAUUUUUGACCUUUCUAGGUUCAAAAGCAGUUGUAGUGUUAUCAGGCGUCCUGGGCCUUGUUAAUCUCUUGUUUGUCGAGUGCACUGACUGUGAAACCUUACCUGUUGUUGUUGUUGUUGGCAAGCCACAGGUUUGUUAUGCAAAAGGCUGAUUAAUGAAAUUUAAGAAAAAGGUUCUUUUUUCAAUAAAUGGUUUAUUUUAGGAAAGCUCA